AUGCGCAAGCCGACACACCCCCGUCGGUUUGAUCCAGACGAUGGAAGGCCGCUUGAGUGCAGCCUGAACAGGGCGGACGAGGAUCAAAAUGAAAGACAUGAAGUGGCCAUGGAAGGGGGUCAUGGAAGGGGGUCAUGGAAGGGGUCGUGGAAGGGGCCAUGGAAGGCGAAUAAGAGCGAUCAUGAGUAUCGUGAGGGACUCAGAGUCGCAGCUUUGCCUGGCCUGGUGGCAUCGACAGGGACCAGGGGUGUGCUCAGGGCAGAGAGCAUCUCGCCAUGGUCCGUCACUCGCGUCUUCACCCAUAAAGAAACGAUCUGA
Sporothrix schenckii 1099-18 is the source of this 318-nucleotide messenger RNA. RefSeq lists its product as uncharacterized. The record is from RefSeq and is a predicted model, not a curated record. Lineage: Eukaryota; Fungi; Ascomycota; Sordariomycetes; Ophiostomatales; Ophiostomataceae. The coding region runs from base 1 to 318 and encodes 105 amino acids. The transcript has a single exon.